GCUGCGCGGGCGAGACUUCAUUUCCCAGAGUCCUGCAUGGUGCCGCAGAGUGCCCCGGGUGCUGUAGUCCAGUCACUCUGCUAGCUGGUCCAGCUUCAUCCGCGGGCAGGAUGUCUGAGGUGCGGCUGCCACCGUUACGCGCCCUGGACGACUUCGUCCUGGGGUCCGCGCGCCUGGCGGCCCCGGAUCCCCGCGACCCUCAGCGAUGGUGCCACCGCGUCAUCAACAAUCUUCUCUACUACCAAGCCAAUUACCUUCUCUGCUUUGGCUGCGGGCUCGCGCUGGCCGGGUACUUGCGUCCGCUGCACACCCUGCUCAGCGCGCUGAUAGUGGCCAUAGGCCUCGGCGUGCUGGUGUGGGCGGCGGAAAGCCAAGCGGCUGUGCGUCGCUGCCGCCGCAGCCACCCGGCCGCCUGCCUGGCCGCCGUGCUGGCCAUCGGCUUUCUUGUCCUCUGGGCUGUGGGCGGCGCGUGCACCUUCCUGCUCAGCAUCGCCGGGCCAGUGCUGCUGAUCCUGGUCCAUGCUUCGCUGCGCCUGCGCAACCUCAAGAACAAGCUGGAGAACAAAAUUGAGAGCAUCGGACUCAAGCGGACACCGAUGGGGCUGCUGCUAGAGGCUCUGGGACAAGAGCAGGAAGCCGGAUCCUAGGGUCCUAGACCUAGAGAACAUCCCUACCCCACUCCAACCUACUCCUCCCUGUACUGGGGACCCAGAGCCACUUCCCAGCCAUUAAAAGCCCAACCCCAGCCCUUCAGUUCAUAAAGCACGCCAUCCCUCCUCAGGUCCACAUCUGGCAUCUCCCUCCUGUGUACCCCCAUUACCUUAAGGGACCAAUCUUCCUCAGCCCUGACCUUGGACUCCCAAAUCGCCCACACCCAACCCCACCCCAAACUGGGGUUUAGGACCAGAACAUCCAUGGCUAAUCUGGCCCCAGAAACUCUGGUUUCAUCAACACUGCACCCCACCCCAAAGCUAGGGUCUGGAACAAAGGUCCUCUCCAAUCAUGAACCCUUGGACCCAGGCUUUUCUGAACCCCACCCCAGCUCUGAACCCAGAUGAGGGCAUUGCCAAAUCUUGAACCCAAGACCCAGGUGUUUCCAGCUCUCAUCUAGGGGGGGAAUUCAAGUAUCCUGCAGGUCCCCCUAUAGACUUCACUUCCACUUGCCUCCCUUCAGCUCAGCUUAGGGAUCCUGCCCCUCUCCUCCAAAGUCCUCCCUAGUGCUGAGGGCCAAAAGGUGUGGUAGGGUGAAAGUCAGCCUGUGCAAAGGGGCAUAUAUAUCAGUGUUGCUGCAAUAAUAAAGGCUGUCGUAUUGCUCUA
This is a messenger RNA of Sorex araneus (European shrew), 1317 nucleotides long. It is a transcript of the gene PRAF2, whose product is annotated as PRA1 domain family member 2. NCBI's taxonomy places the organism in Eukaryota, Metazoa, Chordata, Mammalia, Eulipotyphla, Soricidae. Gene Ontology annotation, cellular component: membrane. Bases 111 to 647 code for a protein of 178 amino acids. The transcript has 3 exons. The record is from RefSeq and is a predicted model, not a curated record.